Molecule: messenger RNA, 870 nt
Organism: Mucor velutinosus
Lineage: Eukaryota; Fungi; Mucoromycota; Mucoromycetes; Mucorales; Mucoraceae
Exons: 4
Coding region: 1-870 (289 amino acids)
Source: RefSeq, a predicted model, not a curated record
AUGCUUCACCACUUUUCACAAAAAGACCUCAACAAGAUUCAAAAGGCACAUCUCUCUGGUCAUGUAAAGGAAUCAACAGCCGUAUUCGACGAGAAGCUUUAUGCAGACAUCAGAGCAAUCAUUAAGAAAUUACAAACGGAGCACGAUCGCCUUGCUGCAAUCAACGCACUGACUACAAUGGAUAUCAAAAACAACUAUCAGGAAAAGAUCGUGAUGAUGAUGAUGCACCUCAUUACAAAGCUUCCUUUAUCAAAAAUUGAUUCAAGAUCUGGAGAGAUCAACUUAUGCACCAACUACUUGGAUCCUGUUCUGUGCUCAAUUCUAAAUGAUGACGAAGAUGAGAGACUAUUGCAAUGGCCUAAUACGAAAGCUGAAGAUUCAAAGUCAAAGAGACCAGAUGCGGUGGUCUUUAAUAUGCUUCAAAACCAGUACGAUACUAGUGUUUGUUAUGGCGAAGCAAAACUGGAAGAGGCCAAGAAAGUGCCUAACAUGCUGGUUCAAGAUCUACUUCGUUUAGCACUGUUCUCAAAAGACACUAUCGACACUAAAAGGCUGUCUUCUUGUAUGUCGUUCCAAGCUGUUGGUCAGCAUAUAGUAUUUUAUCUGACAUCUCUGAAAAAUGACGGACUGUAUAUUAUGAGCGAAUUAGCAGAUAUCUACUGUCCAGCUAGCAUUGAUGAUCUUUUGAAUUUUAUCAACUGCUUUGAUGAUCUGCUCAAGGUGAUGAUAGCCAUGGAUUCAAUCAACGUAGACAAUGAUGAUCAGAAGAAAACUUAUCGAAGACGAAGCUUUGAUUCCCCACAAUUCAGAGCGUUUCUUCAAAAAAAACGCUGUGAUUUCAAUGGAGAAAGAUCCUACCUAAAGUUUUAG